UAAAUAGUACGAAAAUGCAUGGUACUUUAAUGCUAUAAUAAUUACGCGUUCGACGAUUAAGAAUAUGCAAAAACUGCGUGGUUUCAACUUGAUCUGUGUAUGACAAGCUGCCAAUUUGAUUAAGCUGGAAUAAUAAUCCUACGUUUGAGCAGUUGAAAGAAUGGAGUUGCACAAAUCUUUUCUGAUAGACUUCCUAGCGGGAGGUCUAUCCGCAGCGAUCUCAAAGACUGCAGUUGCUCCUCUGGAGAGAGUAAAAUUGUUGCUGCAAGUCCAGCACACCUCGAAGCAAAUAAGUCCUGAACAGCGAUACAAGGGUAUGCUCGACGCGUUUGUACGUAUACCUAAAGAAACGGGAUUCCUGAGUUUCUGGAGAGGCAAUCUUGCUAACGUCAUCCGAUAUUUUCCAACUCAAGCACUUAAUUUUGCGUUUAAAGACAAGUUUAAGAUUUUUUUCUUGGGCGAUGUGCCGAAAGACGCAUUUUGGAGACAACUUGCUGGGAAUUUAGCGGCUGGUGGCGCGGCUGGUGCCACUUCGCUUCUGUUUGUAUAUCCACUUGAUCUUGCCCGUACUAGAUUAGCCGCCGAUGUUGGAAGAGGCAAGAAAAGGGAAUUUAAGGGUAUAAACGAUUGUAUAUUAAAGAUUUUUAAAUCAGAUGGGUUUCUUGGGCUAUAUCGCGGUUUUAACGUUAGCGUACAAGGGAUUAUUAUAUAUCGGGCAACAUACUUUGGACUUUACGACACUAUGAGAAUUGCACUACCUGAUCCUAAAAGCACACCAUUGUACAUAAAUUUCUUAAUUGCCGAGAUAGUAACGACGAUAGCAGGCAUCGUGUCCUAUCCUUUUGAUACAGUUAGGAGACGAAUGAUGAUGCAGUCAGGACGCAGUAAGACUGACAUCAUGUAUAAAAAUACGCUUGAUUGUUGGAUAAAAACAGUGAAAAGUGAAGGAACCGGAGCUUUCUUUAGAGGCGCAUUUUCUAACAUUCUUCGUGGUACUGGCAGUGCUCUGGUUCUAACGUUAUACGAUACAAUUAAAGACUCGAUCGAAAAAGCAAUCUCAAAAAAUUUAAGAUCUUAAGAAUUUAAUGAGUUAUAUCGCAAUAAAAAUCAAUAAAUCAUAAAUAUUUAUAAAUACAUUAAUUUACUAGUAGUAAUUAUGAAUCGCAUUUAAAUUUAUACAUAAUCAAGAAUCUUUUUAUCUUUCUGAAACAAUAAAUAUUUUCUCAUUAUUUUACCAAAAAAUAGAAAAAAAUGAAUUAUAAUUUUUAUUACCGUUUAGUGUAAAAAUAGGAACCAUAUCACGGCAACAUAAUCUUUGGAGAAUUUAUUUUAUUAUUAUAUUUAAUCGACGUUGUGGAUAUACAUAACUGGAUAUAUAUUAACAAACGUUAAACUUAUAUUUACUUAUGAAUAUUCCUGAUGCAAAAAUAAAUAUACAUUUUGGAAUGCGCUCAAUUAAUAUACAUUUUAUUAUAUAAUAUACUAAAAAAUAACUUAUAAAAUUUUUACAUAUAUAGAUUUGUGUGGUUUAAUAUUAUAAUAUAUCAGCCAUGACAUGAUAUAGUCGGUCAGACAUUUUACAAAAGUAAGCUUUUCGCACAAACUACUGAUGUUUAAUAAUUUCUUAUUAUCUUAGUGCAGUAGUAUAUCUUUGUCGAUACAAACUCUAUUUGCACUU
This is a messenger RNA of Ooceraea biroi (clonal raider ant), 1678 nucleotides long. Its product is annotated as ADP,ATP carrier protein. Gene Ontology annotation, cellular component: mitochondrial inner membrane. Gene Ontology annotation, biological process: negative regulation of mitochondrial outer membrane permeabilization involved in apoptotic signaling pathway; mitochondrial ADP transmembrane transport; mitochondrial ATP transmembrane transport. Lineage: Eukaryota; Metazoa; Arthropoda; Insecta; Hymenoptera; Formicidae. Gene Ontology annotation, molecular function: ATP:ADP antiporter activity. The record is from RefSeq and is a predicted model, not a curated record.